AUGGGAUUUAUGCAAGUGGGAAAUAACGAUGUCUGUUUCUUGACUUGUAGAAUAUGUGAAGGUCGAAAGACAAAAGAAGAGGUUCUGCAAGCUCAGUUGGCCAAGUAUAAAUCCGCCUACGAGAUGGUUGCCCGAGAGGCGCGAAAACUGGACAUUGCGAUUGGCAAGUACCUUGCCCAAGAGGCUGAAAAUAUUCCAGGUAUAUUUCGAUAG
This is a messenger RNA of Hydatigera taeniaeformis, 213 nucleotides long. The record is from the annotation of a GenBank genome assembly. Lineage: Eukaryota; Metazoa; Platyhelminthes; Cestoda; Cyclophyllidea; Taeniidae.